Molecule: messenger RNA, 1035 nt
Organism: Malassezia vespertilionis
Lineage: Eukaryota; Fungi; Basidiomycota; Malasseziomycetes; Malasseziales; Malasseziaceae
Exons: 2
Coding region: 1-1035 (344 amino acids)
Biological process (GO): glycerophospholipid biosynthetic process
Cellular component (GO): mitochondrion
Source: RefSeq, a predicted model, not a curated record
AUGCUACGUAUUUCUGCACCUUGUGUGCCGCUGUUGCGCCAUGUGCGCGCCAUCACGAAUGUGGCGCAGCGUACACCCAUUGCUGUUGCAUUUGACAUUGAUGGUGUGCUAAAGCAGGGGUCUAAUGUCUUACCCGAGGCGCUGCGUGCCGUAAAAAUGCUGCAAGGCGAUAAUCCCUGGCACCAAAAGGUGCCGUACCUGUUUAUCACCAACAGCGGUGGCAAGCUGGAAGCUGCACGCGCAAAAGAUUUAUCGGAAGACUUUCGUACCACGGUAGUACCUCAGCAAGUCGUGCAAGCACACACCGGCAUGCGCUCGCUCGCGGAGCAGUAUGCGGACAAGCCUAUUUUGAUGAUUGGUGGUCCGGAUAUGCCACCCGGUGCGACACGGAACGUGCUCGAGAGCUACGGAUUUCGUCAUGUAUACACGGCGCAUGAUUUGCACUCCUAUGCUCCCGCUUCGUGGCCUUAUUCCGUGUCAUUGCCUGAGCAGGACGCCGUGCUGAAGCGUGUCGACUUUGCGAACAUUCACUUUGCUGCUAUCCUGGUGCUGCACGAUAGUCGCGAGUGGGGUCGGGAUAUCCAGUAUUGUGUGGAUCUAUUGCGUUCUGAUGGCGGUGUAUUUGGCACUGCGCUCGCCAAUGACCAGCUCCGUGCACGCCCCGCGAUGCCAAUCUACUUUUCUCACGCAGACCUCAUGUGGGGCAACGAAUUUUCAGUGCCGCGCCUUGGGCAAGGCGCAUUUCGCAUUGCGCUUGAGGCGGUGUAUGCACGCGUCACUGAAGGAAACGAGUUUAGAGCGUACACGUACGGAAAGCCCGAGGUGUCUUCGUACGAGUACGCCAACAAUCUUUUGCAAGAAAUGCUACGCGGGGAGUCUGACCAUGCCGGCGCGAACAAUUUUGGCUGGUCCUCUGUUCUUGUCCGUACGGGCGUAUACCGCGACGUAGACGGUCCGCCAUCGUCACCGCCAACGCUAAUCGUGGACAAUGUUGCAGAGGCAAUCAAAAGUAUUAUGAAGCGUACCUGGUCAUAA